UGAGCAUGUCUCAGCUUGCUGCUCGGCUCACCAGAGGGCUUAUUCAUUUGCACUACUGAUUUGCCCCGUGUUAUUUCUGCUGGAACGACUUCUUUGCCCUGUUGCUUGCGGGAGACCCUGUGGUUGAGUUCAAUCUGCCAGAUUUCCCUAUGUGAUCUCCUUCAUGGUUUAGAAAUCACACUCACUAACAAAGAUGACCCUGCAGAGCCAUGCCGCUCCUCAGAGCUUCUGAUUGCAAAAUAAAACGUACACAGUAACGAUUUCAACCUACAAAACAUUCCUUCACUUCCAAGAUGAGUGACACAAACUACGGGGUUGUGGACUAUGAUCUCUCCUCUCCUGCUCCACCCGGGUUCACCAGGGCCCCGACGGUGCUGCAGCCCAUGCCGGGGCACCCCGAGCAGGGGACGGCCCUGUGUUUCGUCGGCCUCCUGGUGCUGCUGUUGCUCUUUCUCGUCGUUCGCUGCGUCCGUAUCUUAUUAGACCCCUACAGCAGCAUGCCGGCCUCAUCGUGGACGGACCAUAAGGAGGGGCUGGACAGAGGACAGUUUGAUUAUGCACUGGUGUGAAGAUGAGGGGUGAUCGGAAGAUGAGGAGAGGGAUGAAUUUGGAGAUUUGUAAAGGUUCUUUUGAGGGACUUUUGAUGGAUGAUGUUAGUUCCUUGCCCUGCUAAAAGCUUCCAUUUCCAAAGUGAAUGAAAGAAACAACAGUAAGUUUGUCGUUUGGUUGGAGUACUGCAAUGCAAGAUGUAGAAAUAACAGCAUAAAACACAUUAAACAGUAUCUGUAUAAGGAUUCAAAAGCAAAAAAGAGCAGAUGCGCCAGAAGUCCUGCAUCUAUUUAAAUUCACAGUAAUUAAUGUAUUAUUGGAGACUAAUGGUGUGUAUGAUGGCAGACUGCAGCUUCAAGAGUGACAAACACCGCAGGAAGACAGCGAUCAGUAACGCAGCAUUAUGUUAGGACUCCUGUUUGUCAUGUCAUUUUGUAAUUCUAUAACGUUUUUACAAAUCCCAGGGCUGCAUUAUAAAUAGAGAACAGAGCUGCUGCAGCAAGAGAGGUCCUGAUUGAAUAAAAGAGAACUCAAAUGGGUUUAUGGGCAGACAUAGAAGUCAUUUAGACAGAACUAAUACGCAUUGUUACAGCAGAUUUAAAGCAAGACUGUCAACUUUAUACGUUGAUUUAUUGUUAAAAUGUUUUUGGAAGUGCAACAAUUUAGAAGAUGUCAUAGUUUCUCUCGAACUAGAAACCUUUUUUUUUAAUGUGAACUAUGCUGGAUAUUGUGAAGCAUUUGUACCACCUCUAACGUGAUCCUCAGGUAUAAUGAUUUCUAACUAACCAAAGCUUCUAUAAUUCAAGGGAAUCUCUUAAAUCGCCUCCUUUAAUUGAGCUUUAGCUGCUAUUUGUGUCACUCUGUGUUCUUUAGAAAAGUCACUGUGUCCUAAAUUUCAAUCGUAUCCCGCUAUAAAAGCUGAUGUUUAUAAUACAUAACGGUUAAUACAAGAUAUUUUAUUUGGGGUUUUGCUAUUUCAUGUCGCCAUCCCUUUAAGAGGCUUAUGAGGCUCAGUGCGGAGGGUCACGCGCUGACUCAAUAUGUGUCAUAUAAAGUUAUGAUUAUGAAAUGCAUGUACACCAAUUUCCUCCCCCUAAUCCUAUUUGCCUUUAGGCCCCGUCCAGCGCACCAGCCAAAUCUGUUCAACAGUGCCUGUAGGAAUAUGAGAAAAGCUAAUAUCUAUUUCGUACUAAUUUUACUGCUCCUUUUGUAAUAUUGUUUUUGCCCUUAUUAUACUGUAAAAUCCUCUCUUUAUAAAUAAAGUUUAGUAUUGAUAUAUUACUGAUUUGUUAAAAAGUUGAUUUGUUUCAUUAAUGAUGACCAAAAUAUUUGUUUAUCAAUACCAAACUAUUGUAUAUGGUUCCUGGAUGUAGACUCUUGCUGGUAAAAAUUAGAUAUUUUCCUAAUGUUUCUUUAAAGUGGCAUUCCGUUUUUUUAAUGAAAUAAAAAGCUUUUGUCUUUU
Messenger RNA from Sebastes umbrosus (honeycomb rockfish), 2011 nucleotides. RefSeq names its product cortexin-1-like. Lineage: Eukaryota; Metazoa; Chordata; Actinopteri; Perciformes; Sebastidae. The transcript has a single exon. The coding region runs from base 294 to 569 and encodes 91 amino acids. The record is from RefSeq and is a predicted model, not a curated record.